AUGGCAACCUCUGUUCUCCAAAUGGCUGGACUGGUGCUUGGUGGUGUUGGCAUGGUGGGUACCGUGGCAGUGACCAUCAUGCCCCAGUGGCGAGUGUCUGCCUUCAUCGAAAGUAACAUUGUGGUUUUUGAGAACCUCUGGGAAGGCCUGUGGAUGAACUGCAUGAGGCACGCCAACAUCAGAAUGCAGUGCAAGGUCUAUGACUCUCUGCUGGCUCUCACUCCUGACCUCCAGGCAUCUAGAGGACUGAUGUGUGCUGCAUCUGUCCUGUCCUUCCUGGCUUUUAUGACAGCCAUCCUCGGAAUGAAGUGCACCAGGUGCACCGGCGACGAUGAGAACGUGAAGAGCCGCAUCUUGCUAACAGCCGGAAUCCUCUUCAUCAUCACUGGCUUGGUGGUGCUCAUCCCUGUCAGCUGGGUUGCCAAUUCCAUCAUCAGAGACUUCUACAACCCACUCGUGGAUGUGGCCCGAAAGCGUGAGCUUGGAGAAGCCCUCUACAUUGGCUGGACCACAGCCCUGGUGCUGAUUGCUGGAGGAGCGCUUUUCUGCUGCGUGUUUUGUUGCACGGGGAAAAGCAGCAGCUACAGAUACUCUGUGCCAUCCCAUCGCACCACUCAAAGGAGUUUCCACGCGGGAAAGAGAUCCCCGAGCAUAUACUCCAAAAGUCAGUAUGUGUAG
Messenger RNA from Onychomys torridus (southern grasshopper mouse), 678 nucleotides. It is a transcript of the gene Cldn8, whose product is annotated as claudin 8. Lineage: Eukaryota; Metazoa; Chordata; Mammalia; Rodentia; Cricetidae. Gene Ontology annotation, molecular function: structural molecule activity. The record is from RefSeq and is a predicted model, not a curated record. Gene Ontology annotation, biological process: cell adhesion; bicellular tight junction assembly. Gene Ontology annotation, cellular component: bicellular tight junction; plasma membrane. The coding region runs from base 1 to 678 and encodes 225 amino acids. The transcript has a single exon.